UCUGCGCUUCCACAGCGCCUGAAUGCGCAUGCGCACCGAAACUUCUUCCCAAACUUGUGGCUGGAUCAUGGCAGGGCUGUGGAGUUAAAAUGAGGCUUCAUCUCCGCAGCUGCAGGCUCUUCAGCCCCCGCCGGGUGCACGUGAUCAUCAUCCCGUUGCUGCUGCUGCUGGUCAUUGGUGCUGCUUUAACCUCUUUACUCCCCGCCCCUGAAGAUGGAGUCCUGGGCAUCCUCCGCCGGCGUGCAAACAGCUCUCGUCCUGUCUGGCUGCCGCGGGACGACUCGUUCACUCUGGUCAUGCAGACGUUUAACCGCACAGACCUUCUCCUGAAGCUGCUGAACCAUUACCAGGGUGUUCCUCAUCUGCACCGGGUUAUCAUCGUCUGGAACAACGUGGCUGAGCCUCCUCCUGUAAAGCUGUGGGAGUCGCUAGGGCCUCAUCCCGUCCAGGUGGUCUUCAAGGAACAGACCACUAACCUGAUGCGAAACCGCCUGCAGCCUUUCUCUGAGAUUGAGACUGAUGCUGUGUUGAUGCUGGAUGACGACACCCUGGUUAGCGCUCCUGAUAUCAGCUUUGCGUUCUCCGUCUGGAAGCCUUUUCAGUUUGGUCUGAUCCAGAGUAGCAGGGGUAAAAAGCAAUUCUCUGACCAGAUCGUGGGCUUCGUGCCCAGGAAACAUGUGACCACUGCCUCCGGAGUGUUCAGCUAUGGCAGCUUUGAACUGCAGGAUGCGGAUGUGGGAAGUGGAGACAGGUACUCCAUGGUGCUGGUGGGCGCCGCCUUCUUCCACCGGCGCUUCUUGGAGCUGUUCCGGAAGCAGCCGGCCGAGGUGCACGCCCUGCUGGACGAGACUCAGAACUGUGAUGAUAUCAGCAUGAACUUCGUGGUGGCGCGGGAGCUGGCGGGGUCCGGCCGGCCGUCGGGGGUGUUUGUGAAGCCUGUGGACAUGAGGAACCUGGAGAAGGAGGCCGGCAGCGGGUACGUGGGCAUGUGGCACCGAUCACACCACCUCCUCCAGCGCUCGUACUGCCUGAACAGACUGGCACAGAUCUACGGGCACAUGCCUCUCCGCUACUCCAACAUCAUGAUCUCACAGUUCGGAUUCCCCAGCUACGCCAACCACAAGAGCAGGAGCUGACGGCCCGGUUUACACGGCCAAUUACCCAACCCACUCAUUAGGACUCCUCCAAUACAUGUGAAGUCAGCCACCGCUUCUUUUCAUGCUGCUGCUGAUGUAGCAUUACCGAGCAGCCAGCACAGCGCGCUUGGAGGAAAUCGCAGCGACUCGGUUCUGAUACAUCAGCUCACAGACGCCCUGUGCUGUGGACAUCACCCUAGGAGUGAUGUGAGGAGAGAGCGCCAUCUACUGUACCCACCCAGAGGGAGCAGGGCCAAUUUUGCUCCCUCUAAGCGCCGGCAGCUUGAUGGUAAAGCUGUGUGAGCUGUGGUUCGAACCUGCGACCUCCUGCUCAUAGUGGCAGCGCUUUAGACCGCUGGACCACUCGGCACCAUCUGACAUUUUUUAUUCUUUUUUAAUUAUUAUUAUUAUUAUUAUUAUUAUUAUUUUUUAACCUUUAAAUUACAUUAUGAACACUCCUUACACAUGUCUAGAUCUCAUGUGAAAGAUCAGUCUUGGAGUUUAUCAAAGAAUAUUUUAAUGAAUUAGUGUCUCCUAUUUUAAUUCCAGUCUACUUUCCCAUUUUUAUUAAAGUGGAGGUCCACUGACUUUAAAUUCCAGCAUGAUUAAAUGAUUUAUAGUGGUGGUGAAAUUACAUUUAAUGAUAUUACCUAUAUUACCAAUAAAAAUGCCUAAAAUACAAUAUUGGUGGAAGGUUACAUUGCAGGGUGCUGUGAAAAAAGUAACUUUUUUCCAAAAUAACUUUGUUCUGUUGUUUGUAGAUAUUUAUUUUAUUUAGCUUUUAUUUUUCUGUAACAUGUAGUUUAGGAUCACAGUAGGGGUGUGAAUCACAGGCUAUCUUCUGAAACGAACGAUAUCAUCACUAUAAUAUAUGUUAUUAUAUAAUACUUCAUCUGUGUUACUGAAAAGGAAAAAAAAUCGAAAUGAUUUACUUAAUAUUAAAAUAUAUCUACAUCCAUCAUUACUGACACCCCGUUUUACUAAAGUUACUGCAUCAUUACUCCACGUGGUGGCGCUAAUGAAAUAGUCAAUCUGCGAUCAAAAUAUUAACAUUGUGCGGACUUUUUUUUGUAUUUAUUUUAUUUGUUAAAAUCUUAUAUUCAUUCUUCUAUCUGUCAGUGAAUUGUUUCACCUGCUGUAACACAAGUCCAAAGCAUGAUCCACCCACCCCCAUGCUUAACAGUUUGAGAGGCGUUAUUUUCAUUCAAUUUUGGACCUUUGUUAUUCUCCAAACAUACUAUUGCUUAUUGCAGCCAAGGUUUUCUAUUUUAACUGAUGUUACUUUGAAAACUUUUUGAGACUGAAUUGUGUGGCAGGGACAUGGAAGUAAGGCUUUGUUUUUAUAUAUGACUUUAUUUCAUAUAUUUUACAAUAAACCAUUGGAAUAUCAAAGCCA
Molecule: messenger RNA, 2532 nt
Organism: Astyanax mexicanus (Mexican tetra)
Lineage: Eukaryota; Metazoa; Chordata; Actinopteri; Characiformes; Acestrorhamphidae
Gene: extl2
Product: exostosin-like glycosyltransferase 2
Exons: 7
Coding region: 90-1136 (348 amino acids)
Cellular component (GO): membrane
Molecular function (GO): glycosyltransferase activity
Source: RefSeq, a predicted model, not a curated record